AGGGAUAGGUAGUGGACUUUAAUACACAGAUAAUAAAGCUAUUAUGUAUGCAACUCACUGCUUGUAUUUCUCCAUAUUUUAUUUGCAAAUUUGUUGAUGUGGAUCUUUUCUAGGACUCAGUUACAAUGGAGCCUAGGCUGGUUUCAGCUCUGUCACAAGGAUGUCAUCAUCGUCACUGGGUGGCAUUAUUAUUCGGAUUGUUGCGUUUCAGCAAUUAUUUGUUACAAAAUCAGUUUCACCUUUCACUAACUUGCAAACCGACACCGGUGACCCUUCUAAUGGAAAUGGAAAGAGAAAGGAUAAAGGGUAGAAUCCAAGAUCUCGUAGAUUCAUGUGGUAUCUUGAGCUACAAAUUUCUGAUUCAUGCAAGAAUAAGUGAUCAUGAAAAGAUGAGAAUAUGUUCCACAUUAAAGCCUGAAAAGUUGUCAGCUGAAGCUGUGAGACAUCUUAGUAAAAAUCUGGCGUUUCCUUCAGAAACAAAACCAAGAUUGAAUGUAAAUAAACAAAGUCGAAUGAAAAGCCUGCUGCAGGAAAAUGAUCACUUGAAAAGCUUCUUUGAUUCCAUAUUUCUCAAAAGCUUCAAGAACAUUAUCAUUGAUGUGAAAGAGGAUGCUAAAAAGGGGUUAAUUUUAUAUGAUGGUGAUGAAAGAAUACAUAGUAGCGGGACUUAAUUGGCAAGUCUAAAGAAGAUAGGGAAUCAUACUUUGAGUUUGAGCAAUGCUACUGUUUAUUACCUGCUAAAACUCUGUGCAUAAGAUUAGCUUAAUUUUUUAUUUGACACUCAAGUAUAUACUUUCAUUUCAUGUAUAAUAUAUUUGACAUACGACAAUAUUAUUUAUUAAGAGUUGUUUGCUUUCUUGCUUGUGUUUAAAUGAGAAUGGAUCGUUCCAAAUUAAAGGUGACAGCAUCAAGUGAUUGUUUGGAACUUUUCUUGUAUACAAUAAAUGACACAAAAACAAAAAA
This is a messenger RNA of Arachis ipaensis, 963 nucleotides long. The record is from RefSeq and is a predicted model, not a curated record. NCBI's taxonomy places the organism in Eukaryota, Viridiplantae, Streptophyta, Magnoliopsida, Fabales, Fabaceae.